This is a messenger RNA of Naegleria lovaniensis, 552 nucleotides long. RefSeq lists its product as uncharacterized. Gene Ontology annotation, molecular function: protein binding. The coding region runs from base 1 to 552 and encodes 183 amino acids. Lineage: Eukaryota; Heterolobosea; Eutetramitea; Acrasida; Naegleriidae. The transcript has a single exon. The record is from RefSeq and is a predicted model, not a curated record.
AUGCAACAACUAUACCUGAUUGACGGAGCCAAUUUUAAUACAACACUCAAUGAUGAUAUAUUCCGAAUCGUACUUUCAUUUCUCCCAUGCAACGAUUUAUUAACUAUGAAAUUGGUGAGCAAAAAUUCAUUCAGAAUGUGUCAACUCACCGAAGAAGAUUUUCUUUGGGAAUUACAUUUCAAAAGUACAAUGAAUGAAUUGAAAAUUGCAACUACAGAAUCUCACUUUAGAUACUCCGAAUCAGAAAAUCGAUGGAUCUCGGUGACAGUUUUAAAUCCAAAAUAUUCGAAUAUUGACAUUACCGUUUCGUGUAAUUUUAAAGAAAAUCUUGUUUCAAUUUUGAGGGAAUUUCUUUCCAAAAACCUUGAACUAAGAAAAAGUGAAAUUCAGAAAGAGAUUGUCUCCACUGAAAAGUCAAUAGAGUCGUCCUCAAUAUUAGGAAGAUUGCUACAAACUAAUUUGUUAAAACCUCAAAAGCUUAAUAGUUCAUCACAAUGGUCUGAAUUGCCAAAUAUUGCCAAGUUUUGUAACAAGUUUAAAGUAUUCCAUUGA